AUGCGCUUUGAGGACAAGUCCGGCAAGUGGAAGGAUGUCCUGGAGGGCCCUGGCCCCGGGUCCGACGGCAAGGAGAAGCUCCUGGUCGCCGUGGCCACUGGAAAGGAGGAUGAGAUUCGGAGACUCUUGGAGUCGAGGGCAGAUCCAAGUGCCGAGGCUUUGGUUGUCGCAGCCCGAAUCGAUGAGAGCAAAAGCCUUGCUGUCGUGAAACUGUUGCUGGAGAAGAGGGCUUUACCCUCUGCGACAGACAGGUAUGGAUGGACGCCGCUGGUGGUGGCCGCUGCAAAAGGCCAUCUGGAACUCGUUUCGCACCUUCUGGAAUGUCAGGCGACUCCAGAUCCCAUGACCGGUCCGGGCAAGAAGAGAGUCGUGACAGCUUUGCAUGCGGCUGCCAGCUUCGCGAAUUUUCAUGGGUCACCAAGCGGAGAUUUGCAAACGAAGGAGGCAGCCGAGGCAGCCAAGGAAGCGGCAGCCAAAGACUUCUUGGAAGUGGCCAGCACACUUUUGCAAAAGCAAGCCGAUCCAAACGCGCUCUUGGAGUGGGAGGGCCAUGAACCCACAUGUCUGCUGGCAGCUGCCAGCGCCAAGGCCGAAGACAGCUAUGUUCUGGAUAUGAUACAUCUCCUGCUGAUGGAACGAGCAAACCCAGAGGCCGCCAGAGAUGGACGCACGGUGCUGUCGGUGGCUGCGGAAGCAGAUGCGGAAGGACAUCGAGCCGAAUACCUGCUGGACCGUCUCCUGCGCGGCGAGGGGCAGGAGUACACGGACCUGGUGCAGAAUCUGCUGCAAGAGGUCCAGCCUGCAAAAGGCUACACCCGCCAGCAGAGAUUGCAGGAGUCCGUGCGCACCAUCCUCGGUCAGGUCCCGGAGAAUAGUAAGCAGGUCAAGCCGAAAGUGUCCCUAGUGACGCGCAAAAGCACCAAGAGCAGCAGCAAGGCAGACGAUAAGACCAGAACCAGCAACGAUUGGGACUUGGAGCUGCAGAACUUGCACUAUGCGCCGAAAGUGCAAGUAUCGUUGCGAACUCUUCCAAUCCGUGCACCCUUGGCAUGCCGCCCGGGAGUGUUGAGAGCUUUGGCAGAGACUGCAAACGACGAAACCUUGGCCUCUGAUACGGUGGAGGCCAUCACUGCUGCGGCAUGGCUGCAGUUGCGGGCAGUCACCGCCAUAGAUGUCUGUCUGGAUGGCAUGGCGGUCGCUUGCUUGUGUGGCGUCACCAUCUCCUGCCGCACUGGUGGGGACGGAAACGCCCCGCUGCCAUUCGUCUUUCUGAUCCUCAUCCAGGCGAAGGAGGCCAUUGAAUGGAUAGUGCACUUCUUCUAUGUGUUUGGUGCAUUCUUCAAAAACCUGGUCAGCCACAACUUCCUCAUGACACCAGUCAAGAGCGAAGAUUGGGAAGACAGCAUUUCCGCACAGGGUGCAGAAAUUCUAGAGACCUUUGCUGAUGCGCUCUUCUUGGUCGUGGGUUGUGCCGCCAUUGCAAGUCAGAUGCAGCUUUGCAGCGAGAACAAGAUGGACAAGGUCUGGAUGCCAUGGUUCUGCUCGAUGUAUUGGCUACGAUUCGUGUACAGUUUACGUGGGGAACGAUGGCUGGGAAUAUAUCUACUUCCGAUUCUGUCCGCUGUGCGAGAUACCUGGGCCUUCUUCUUUGUCACUUUCCUUUGUGUUGGAGGCGCCACCCACGCCUACGUUAUCCUGGACCCCCGAGGAGAAGACCCCCUCCCGAUAUACUCUGCACUUACACACACGGUUCGCCUCGCCAUUUUCGGUGAUUUCGACCUCUUCGAGUACCAGGGCCAGGACACGAACUACGUAUUGAACACCGAAACUAAUGAGUGGGAGCCCAAAGAUCCAAGUCCUCUGGACCUGGGGGCAGAUUGGUUUUGGAGCUAUAGCUACCUGCAGCUCUCCUUCUUCAUCACCGGCAUGGGCAUCACGGUGCUUCUCAUGAACCUCUUAAUUGGUAUCCUGAGCGCUAACUACGACACACACCAGGGCCGGGCACAGAUCCUCUUCGUGCAAGCCAGGGCUCGCAUGUUGCUGGAGCAGCAGCGCCGGCCCUGGAGUAUGGCCUUCGCAUGGCUGCGACGAGGCCUGAAGCCGCAGUCGAGUUCCGACACCUACAAGGAUGCCAGGAGUAAGACGGCGGAGUUCAAAAGAGACUUCUUUCACCUGCCGGAGCAAUACCGUUAUCCUGCUAUUGUGGGCAUCGUAGCCCUAUAUCCACUUCAGCAAGUCAUGACAACCGACAUCUUUGGUCAUUUUCUGGCAGGCGCAGUAUACGGGCCUGUACUACAAGACAACAAGCUGGCCUUUAUCAUACUCAUCUUCUCCCCACUGUUCUUGGUUCUAUCAGUCGUUGUUUGGGUGAUCUUUUGGCCGCUCUGCCUGGUGUUCCGGAUCCAAGGUGUGCGCUAUGCGAUCAAUUUGACUGUCUUCGGCAUCUUUCAUACCCAUUUCGCUUCGGAGUGCCACAUCUUGGCGCUGGUUCGGAAGGAGGAUGGAAAGACCGACCAGAAGGAGAAGAUCGAGAAGCUGGAGGGUUAUCUCAAGGAGCUCUGCCGUGGCCACCAGGGCAGUGACGGAAAACUGGACAAGAUGUUGGCUUUACUGGGUGAAGGAAAGAAAAAAGCGACAAAGCUUCGGAAACAGGCCGGGACGCCCCAAAGUUCGGGCGAUGCCCUGCGUGAGAAGGAGGUCGCAGAGGCGGCGCCCCAAAGCACGGGCGGCCUCUCAAACAUACCGAAGGAAGAGCUGCCUUUGUCACCUCCUUCGAAAGCGACUGAGGCUCCGGCGAAGCCGUGUGCCGAGGUUGUUAGACCAGGCCAUGGGGCAGGCACCAAGAGCCUCGAGGAGCUCAUCGGAUGGAAUGCAGAAUUGACGCAGCAGUACUGCCAGCUGAUGGCAGACGUGUCCACUUACAUACGCCAGAUCCAGGCCUCCCGCCCGGGGCUUCUCGAGAACCUGCCGUUCCAGCCCAUCUGGAUGGACCCUGUGCCGGUGAACGAGCCCACGGCUGAGAACCUCCGCAAAAGCAUCUCGGACCUCUCCGUGUGGGUUGCCCGGGGUCGGGCGCAGGUUGACUGGCUGCGCCGCAAUUCAAUGCCGUGGGGCAACCUGCCACUUGAUCUACAGGGGAAGACUGGUAGUAUUUGUAGUCGUAUUGAGUCGUAUUGGUAUUAUUGUUUGUGGUAUGGCAACCUGCCACUUGGUCCAGGAAAGACUUGA
Messenger RNA from Symbiodinium sp. CCMP2592, 3228 nucleotides. NCBI's taxonomy places the organism in Eukaryota, Dinophyceae, Suessiales, Symbiodiniaceae. The record is from the annotation of a GenBank genome assembly.